AUGAGUAAUAAUCAAUCCGACGUUAAAAUGUUAAAUUCAACAACUACAAAUGGUGAUCAAUUAUCUCAAAAUAAAGAAAUAAUUGAUGGAAAAUGGUUUGGAUUUAGUUCAAUACAAGGACAUCGUCCAUCAAUGGAAGAUUUUCAUCAACAUUUAACACAUUUAGCUGAUCAUCAUCUAUGGAAAAAAUAUUCUUAUUUUUCUAUAUUUGAUGGUCAUUCAGGUUCUGGUACAGCACAUUAUGGAUCUAAUAAUCUUCAUAUUUAUCUUGUACAUGAAUUAAAUCGAUUAAUUAAUCAUAAAGAAAAUCAAUCUGAUAAUAACAAAAUUCGCCGACGAAAAUUUCGUCAUGCAAUAAAAAAAGCUUUUAUUAAACUCGAUAAACAAUUGAGAAAAAUUGAUUAUGAUAAAAGUGGUUCUGUUUGUAUUGCUUGUCUAAUCGGUCCAAAACAAAUUUAUUUAAUAAAUGUUGGUGAUGCUCGAGCUAUUAUUAUUUCAGAUAAUGGAGAAGUAUUAGCAUCUACUCAUGAUCAUAAACCGGAUGAUCCAAAAGAAGAAGAACGUAUUCAUGAAGCUGGAGGUCACAUAACACAAAAAUCAUCAAAAGAUAUUUCACGUGUUGAACGACGUCUUGCAAUGACAAGAGUUUUAGGAGAUUUUACUAUAGAUAAAAAUGUAGUACCACCUAUUCCUGAUAUAACUAUUUAUCCUCGAAAAUCAUCCACAGGAUUUAUUAUUCUUGCAUCUGAUGGUAUUUGGAAUGUUAUGUCAAAUGAACAAGUUGCUUCAUUUGUAGUUCAACGAAUAUCAACAACAAUAAAAUUAGAUAAAAUUGCAUCACAAUUGUUAGAUCAUUUUUUAGAAAAACAAAGUCGUGAUAAUAUGAGUGUAUAUAUUAUCAAAAUUUGA
Rotaria sp. Silwood1 is the source of this 909-nucleotide messenger RNA. The record is from the annotation of a GenBank genome assembly. Lineage: Eukaryota; Metazoa; Rotifera; Eurotatoria; Philodinida; Philodinidae.